Messenger RNA from Lycium barbarum (goji berry), 1704 nucleotides. RefSeq lists its product as uncharacterized. The record is from RefSeq and is a predicted model, not a curated record. The transcript is spliced from 3 exons. NCBI's taxonomy places the organism in Eukaryota, Viridiplantae, Streptophyta, Magnoliopsida, Solanales, Solanaceae. Bases 1 to 1704 code for a protein of 567 amino acids.
AUGGAUAAAAGUUGGUUGAAUAUUAGGAAUAGAGUUGACCAAAGGUAUAGAGAUGGAGUAGAAAGCUUUCUUAAUUGGGCAUUCAGUCAACUCGGGGUGAGCACUAUUAUUCGAUGUCCUUGUAAAGGGUGUAUGAACACCGUGUUCAAGCUAAGGAUUAAUGUAAGAGGAGACUUGUUGAACAAGGGCUUCUGGGAUUCUUAUAAAGUGUGGGACUUGCAUGGAGAAGUGUUAGUUAGAGUUGAUGAUGAAGUCGAAGAUGAUAGCAUGGAAGAGGAUAAUAUUACUGAAAUGAUUCACGAUGCUUGCGGAUAUAUGAAUGUGGAGGAUAAUACUAAUUCUUCUGAGGGCAAUGAAGAGCCAAAUAUGCAUGCAACAAAGUUUUACAAAUUGCUAGAAAAUGCUCAGACAGAACUUUAUCCUUGUUGCACAAAAGUCUCAAAGUUGUCUUUUGUUGUUAAAUUACUUCACUUGAAGUGUCUUAACCAUUGGAGCAACAAAUCAAUGGAUGACUUGUUGAGCUUCUUUAAAGAAGUUCUUCCUGACGGGUCAUUUGUACCCAAAUCUUUUUAUGAAGCGAAGAAAGUUCUUCGUGACCUAGGCUUGGGGUACACCAAAAUAGAUGCAUGUCAAAAUGAUUGUAUUUUAUAUUGGCACGAUUAUGUCAAUGCCCAAUCAUGUCUGAAGUGUGGUAAGUAUAGAUGGAACUCAGAAGGACACAAAGCCAUGAAAGUAGCUCAUAAAGUAUUGCGACAUUUUCCAAUCAAACCAAGGCUUCAGCGAUUAUACAUGGCAAAAGAGACGGCAAAAAAGAUGAGGUGGCACAAGGAAGAAAAUAUUGAUGAUGGCCCUAAGUGUCCAGGCAAUGAUAUUGAUGUAUACUUACAACCAAUGAUUGAAGAGUUGAAAGAGCUAUGGGAUGGGGUGCAGACUUAUGAUGCACACUCAAAAUCUAAUUUUCUUAUGCGUGUGGCUCUCCUGUGGACGAUUAAUGACUUUCCUGCAUAUGGGAACCUCUCAGGAUGGUCAACCAAAGGCAAGCUUGCAUGCCCUUGUUGCCAUAAAGACAAACAAACAGUUUCCUUACGUAAUAAGUUAGGUUAUAUGGGUCAUCGUCGCUUCCUUCCCAUAAACCAUCCAUGGCGUAGAAACAGGGUGUUAUUUGAUGGGAAAGUGGAAAUGGGGGCUGCACCUAGCCCUUUAACAGGUGAUGAAGCACUUAUGCAAUUACAAGAUUUGGGCAAUGUGACUUAUGAAAGAAAUGUGUCCGAUAAUAUUUUAUCAACUGUGAUGAAUAUGGUUGGAAAGACAAAGGACACGUUGAAACGUAGAUAUGAUUUGGUGGACCUUGGAAUCAGGCAAGGAUUGCAUCCAAUUGAGGAUGGGGACAAUAUUUUGUUACCGCCGGCAUGCUCUGCAUUGUCCCUACAAGAGAAGUUGAAGGUAUGUGAUUUCUUAGCUAAUUUGAAGGUUCCAGAUGCCUUUUCAUCAAACAUUUCAAGGUGUGUUAACAUACUUGAGAAAAAGAUACAUGGAUUGAAGUGUCAUGAUCAUCAUGUAUUAUUACAAGAUAUUUUUCCAGUAGCUAUACGUGGUUUGUUGCCUAAGGAAGUCUGUGAACCAAUUAUAGCCUUAGCCAAUUUUUUCAAGAAUCUAUACUCUAAGUGCUUGACAAUUGAAGAUCUUGAUAUCCUAGAGGCUUAA